AUGCAGAUCACCGUUGUACCCGCAAGCACAAAGACAGGUGCAGCAGCUAUCAGUUCGCUACUCGGUAAACCUGUGCAGGUUCGUGGAAUUUAUAGGGAUCUUUCCAAAGUCCCAACUAGAUUCUCUACACAUACCAAUUUCUCUGCUAUCGAAGGCGAUGUCUCAACUGAGAGUUCCCUCGACUUGACAGGGUCUGAUACUGUUCUAGCCAUUAUACCACCCGCCUUAGACGGUCGAGAUCUAAUUGAACAUGCCCAAAAAGUCUCAUUGAACAUCAAAAGCGCCAGUGAGACGGCCGGUAAUGUCAAGAGACUUGUUCUGCUCAGCAGCGGCGGGGCUGAGUUUAGCGAGGGUGUUGGCGAGAUCAAGACAAAUAACAAAGCCGAGGAAGUGCUACGCGACACGAAGGUGCAAAAUAUCGUCUUUGUCCGUUGCGCUUAUUUCAUGGAGAACUGGACUAUAAGCCUCGACACUUUAAGGGGGCCAAAUCCAUUCUUCUUGUCGACAAUUACGCCCGUAGACUACAAGAUUCCUAUGGUCGCCAUCUCAGACAUAGGCGCUACCCUUGCGGAGCAGCUAACCAUCAAAGAAUCCUUGUCGAGAAAACCAUAUAUAAUUGAACUCCACGGUCCGAAAAAGUAUAGUCCGCUUGACGUACAAGCGGCAUUUACUCGAGUACUCGGAAAGGAAGUCGAGGUGCGACCCGUGGAAAAGGACAAUCUCCGGCAGUUCUACGCGCAGAUUUUCCCUCCGCAGAUUUUGGAUUAUUGGGUCGAAAUGGCGACAAGUAUCCUGCCUGAUGGCAAACUGGGUACAGACUACAUGCUCCGCUCGCACGCCACUGUUCUUUAUGGGCACACAGAUCUCGAAACGGCCAUUGAGGCGAUCUGUGGAAAAUAA
Messenger RNA from Penicillium lagena, 900 nucleotides. RefSeq lists its product as uncharacterized. The transcript has 2 exons. The coding region runs from base 1 to 900 and encodes 299 amino acids. The record is from RefSeq and is a predicted model, not a curated record. Lineage: Eukaryota; Fungi; Ascomycota; Eurotiomycetes; Eurotiales; Aspergillaceae.